UUGACUUUCAAAAUGUGACGUUUUUCUAAAGCUUAAGAGAGCAGUCUUUUAUUCUGAAGGCUGAUGUAACCUUUCACGUCUGAAGCAAGCUUUUAUUUUGAAGGCGGGCCGGAAGCAAUGCGUGUAAAUGGCAUUGGAAAGUUCGUGUUUUCGUCAUCCAGGAGCGGCAGCUGUUAUUAUUGAACUAAGAUUUCGUUUUUCUUUCUGAGCUUUGAUGACUCGCCCCGUGGGAACACGUGACCUCCGUGAGUCGUUCCCAGUUUAAGCCGAUAUUUGAGUCUUGGUUCUGUUUUUAACUGGGAAGCGGUUCUCCAGUAAACAUGAGGACGGGUUAGAGUCUCUGCGAACUUUCGGACCGUUUUAAUUCUCAGGAUGUGAUUGUGAAAUCAGCUGUCGGCUUUAUUUGUGAACGUUUUCUGAUGAUCGGAUCUUGUCGGAGUCGGAUCCCUGAAGAAUGAGCAGAUUUCCUCUAAUCUUCCUGAUUCUUCAGCUCCCUUCAGCUGUCGCGUCCCUUCCGGCACCGGUCAACCUAAGGAUUGAGUCUCUGAACUUCAAGCAUGUCCUGCACUGGGAUCCGGGACCUGGCAGCCCUCCUGGGACACAGUUCUGGAUAUAUAAGAACAGAAAGGUKUCUCAAAAACCAGUAAACUCAACAUCCUGCAAUUUGAAACUGAAACCCGAGAAGAAGCACGAACUGGCUGUCGAGGCUUCCUACAACAACACAAAGUCUCCUCGCUCUACAAUCACCUUUCAGCCCUUAACAGAAAGUAAGUCAACAUCUACAYAUGAACUCUGAGCCUCAUAAAGGUUCUAAUAUUCCUCUAUGCUAAAAUAUGUAAAAUAUGUAAGGAUGGCCCAGGUC
This is a messenger RNA of Poecilia reticulata (guppy), 862 nucleotides long. The record is from RefSeq and is a predicted model, not a curated record. Lineage: Eukaryota; Metazoa; Chordata; Actinopteri; Cyprinodontiformes; Poeciliidae.